Apiotrichum porosum is the source of this 2355-nucleotide messenger RNA. RefSeq lists its product as uncharacterized. The transcript has 5 exons. Lineage: Eukaryota; Fungi; Basidiomycota; Tremellomycetes; Trichosporonales; Trichosporonaceae. The coding region runs from base 1 to 2355 and encodes 784 amino acids. The record is from RefSeq and is a predicted model, not a curated record.
AUGGGUGACUCACCUCCCAAGAAGGUCCCCGGCAAGACGCCCCGGGCGGGUGAGAUGAGCACCUCGUUACCCAGCCCGCCAAACCGUCUGGGCCCCAAGCGUCGGACGCGUCGUCGUGGUCGUCGGAGCGGAGCCGCAUAUGCCAAAGCACGCGCCCGUGCCCGUGCGUCCGCCCAGCAUGGCCCUUUGGACGCGAGUACCAACGCCGCCGACGCCGACCACCGUGGCAGCACGCAGGAGACCCCCUGGGGACUCCAUGGAGCUGGUUCAGUCACCGAUCGCCACCUCACCUCAACCGACCCCUCGUUGUGCUCCGAGCCUCCCUCAACCUCGUUUGGCUCCGACGACUGGCCGCAGCCAUCCCACUUCGUGCCCCAGGGAUCGUCACAGCGCCGUCAGCCCCAGCCCCAUGCCGACAAUAUCACCCGGCACUUUGGAGACACGAGCACGCUUGCUACAGGCCGUGCGUGGGAUGACCAAAAGAACGCGGCACACACCUCGAAUCUGUUCCCCAAGCUCCUCGGCCUCACCGACAGAUGGUCGUCUACCCCGGCAUCCAUGCUCACGGACCCAGAGCCCCAGCGCCGCCGCCCUGCAUACAUUGGCGCCAACUUGCCAGUCCCCACUGCAGGCCUGCCAGAGACCAAGCCCUUCCCCCUCACUGCGCCCCAGUACUCCGAGGACCAACUUGCGCUGCCCACCCCAUACAACGCCGACUAUCCGCACCCCAUCACGGUGUAUGCCGGCCCAGGCGUCAACCCCGCCACCGUCGCCGCGUCAGAAUACGCACCCAUGCUGCACAGUCUUAUGAAGACCAACCCCAAAGUCAUGAUGGGCACGAUCCUCGCCGAGUGUGGCAAACCCGACGUCACCGCGCCAGCACUCACCCUCCAGCCAGGCAACAAGGACGGCUGCGGUAUCCCAGAACGCUUCUGGCUGCGUCUGGCCACCUGGGCCGCGGUCAAGGUGCCCCUCGGCACGGUCGUGCCCACGGUGCCCGCAGCUCAUGGUGUCGCUCCCCGUUUUGCGCCAAACCACGCGAGGCCGCUGCCGUCACCGGCCUUGUCGCUGUCGGGAUCCACGCGCACGCCGCCGGCCACUCCCUUCGACCGCCUGCCCGACACGCCGGUCUCGCGUCAGCCCUCGCCGGCGCGCUUCGGACAUGGGUAUGGCCACGGGUAUGCGCCUGGCAGGCUCACGCAUUCGCGGUCCGAGUGGGACCUGCGCCAGCAGCCUCAGCCUCCUCGCCACCACCACCCAGGCAGCGACAUGGCGAUGCACGGGCGCUAUGAGCUCCAGAAUGGCGGACAGCGCAGAGGAUCCCUGCCAAACCUCUCUCGCCCACUGAACACCACCUUUCGUGGCCACCACCGCAUGUCAGGUUCGUUCCCCGAGCCUCGUCAGGUAGCACCCCGUGAGCCGAGCAACUGGCGUGGUAACCAGCGCUCUGUCCCUGAACAUGGCCAUGCCGCCGGGCACGACCACGACCUCGUCGCCCCAAAGAACCCUCCCUUCGUCAUCGACUCGCCGGGCCGUAACGCCCCCGCAGACGUGCUCACCGUCCACCCCUCGGCCCACCACCCUGUGCCACCCUCCUCGCGACCAGGCUCGCGCCGCCCCUCUGUGCCCUUCAACCUCCUCGCGCCAGUCGCAGAAGAGGAGCGCAGCAUGGGCACGCGCACCGCGCAGUCGUUAUCGUCGGACACGGGCACGGGCACGAUUGAGCCCAUCGGCGCGGAACGCGGCCGCUUCCGUCGUGAGCGCGAGCGCGAGCGCGAGCGCGACCAUGCAAGUGCCAGUGGGUUCUCCGCUACCACCACCCCGCAACUCCCCGCGUCCUCGUUCCCUGCCAUCCUCGACCUGUGCGACUUUGGCGAUGGCGAGCCGGGCUGGUCGACCAGCCACAGCAGGCGCAGUUCCACCACGCCGCCGAGCACGCUCUCCCCGGCGUCCGCCCAGGCCACCACCACUGGCCACCACCAUGCUUCCGCCAGUCCCAACGCCCGCACGGGAUUCGAGCACCUGACAGACGCCGAGCUGUACGAGCUCGUCCGCGAGAACUUGGGCCGGUUCUCGGCCAUGUCGACGGGCGGUGGCGGUGGGCGUGAGCAUGGGCGUGAGGAUAAGCGUGAGCAGGGUUAUGCCCCGUCUUCCUCGCACUUCGCGCUGCCGUCAAACCUGUACGAGCACGAGCACGCUUUCGACGUGGACAUGGGAUGUUCCCCCGCCCGCACCAGUAAACCAACUUCAAGUUUCUCCCACCUCGGUCUCCUGCCCGCCACGCUCACGGCCGACUGGGGCGCGCAGCCCACCACCACCAUUGACUUUUCGACCGGCAAGUCCAUCUGGUCGUAG